This is a messenger RNA of Uranotaenia lowii, 2964 nucleotides long. RefSeq lists its product as uncharacterized. The transcript is spliced from 2 exons. The coding region runs from base 1 to 2964 and encodes 987 amino acids. Gene Ontology annotation, biological process: proteolysis. Gene Ontology annotation, molecular function: nucleic acid binding; aspartic-type endopeptidase activity. NCBI's taxonomy places the organism in Eukaryota, Metazoa, Arthropoda, Insecta, Diptera, Culicidae. The record is from RefSeq and is a predicted model, not a curated record.
AUGCCAUGCAAUUACACUGCUUCUCCCAAAACAGUGUUGUUGCUCACCGCUGUCGUUCACGUCCUGGAUAACGACAACCAACCCCAAACUUGCCGAGUUCUCCUAGACAGUGGUUCCCAGGUAAAUUUCAUCACCGAUCAGUUGGCCAACACGCUGCGUCUCGAGAAACGAAAGGUCGAAGUUCCAAUUGGUGGCAUCAACGAAAUUAAAACUGUCGCCCGCCACCUCAUCAAGGUUCACCUCCAAUCACGCUGUAGUGAUUUCCGCACCGAGCUAGAAUGUCUAGUCAUCCCGAAGGUGACUGGUCCGAUCCCAUCAACCAACAUCGACAUCACUGAGUGGCAUUUCCCCCAUGGUGUCCAAUUAGCAGAUCCAAACUUCUUCAAGCCCGACAAAAUCGAUCUACUGAUUGGAGCAGCGCUCUUUUUCAACAUCCUCAAGACCGGCCAUCUCAUACUGGAUCCCUAUUUACCUGAACUCCGAGAGUCACACCUUGGUUGGCUUGUGACUGGUACCCUGACAACGAAAUCCAACUAUGAGCCCAUCCAAUAUGCCCAACUAGCCUCGGUGGAAUCCAUCGAAAAUUCCAUCACCAGAUUCUGGGAACUUGAGGAAGUACCAACCGCUCCGAAAAUGACAGCCGAAGAGCAGCAAUGUGAGGAACAUUUUGCUGCCACCCACACUCGUGAUGUUUCCGGUAGGUACACCGUCCGAUUGCCGCUGAAACCAAAUGCCGACAAGCUGGACAGCUGCCGAAAUCUAGCAUUGAAAAGAUUUUUUAUGCUGGAAAAUCGUUUGCAACGAAAUCCCGAACUGUGGUCACAGUAUGUUGAAUUCAUUCGUGAAUAUCAACUGCUUGGUCACUGCCAAACAAUCAACGAAGCCGACGACCCGCCCCAGCGUGGAAAAUAUUAUCUUCCACAUCACGCUGUACUUCGCCCCAGCAGCACCACCACAAAGUGCAGAGUGAUGUUCGACGGAAGCGCCAAAUCAUCCCCGUCUGGUCUUUCCCUGAACAACGUCCUCAUCGUCGGCCCAGUGGUUCAAAACGAUUUAUUCAGCAUAAUGCUAAGGUUCCGCAAACAUCGAUACGUCUUUACGGCUGACAUCGCCAAAAUGUACCGACAAGUGCGAGUGCAUCCCGACGACACUGGCUAUCAACGCAUUUUCUGGAGAGAAAACCCGAAACACCCCCUGCAGGUUCUAGAGUUGACAACCGUCACCUAUGGGACCGCAUCAGCUCCGUUUCAAGCAACCAGGUGCUUGAUACAACUCGCCGACGACGAGGGAGACAAGUUUCCCAAAGCUGCUAACAUUCUGAGACAUGAUUGUUAUGUUGACGACAUCAUGUCUGGUUCCGACAACAUCGACGACGUCAUUGAAAUUCAACGACAGCUGAAGGCCAUUCUACUGAAGGGUGGUUUUCCUGUCCACAAAUGGUGCUCCAACUCAACACAAUUGCUCGAGCACAUCCCGGUGAAUGAGCAAGAAACCACCAAACGAUAUGACGAAUUCGACAUCAACGAAGCGAUUAAGGUCCUAGGCGUUCUGUGGGUGCCUAGUACUGAUCAGCUUUUAAUUGCCCGAUGUACUUCCCCGACGGUUAACGAAAAGCAGCCCACCACGAAACGAAUUGUGUGUUCCGAAAUCGCCAAAUUGUUCGAUCCAUUGGGAUUGAUAUCGCCAACCAUCGUCAUCGCCAAACUCCUGUUCUACUUUGGACUUUGGAUCAAAAAACACCCCGACCGACUUGAGAUCUUUGUGCGCAAUCGAAUUGCUGAAAUCAACCUUCACACCCAACAAGAACAGUGGCAUUACGUUCCAUCGCAGUUCAAUCCAGCCGAUAUUGUGUCGAGAGGCCAACUGCCGUUCCCGCUGAGCCAAAAUACGACGUGGUGGGAAGGUCCACAAUUCCUGACCGAAGCAACUUUCAUCGAAGAGCGCCCAGAAGACAUCCCCGAUGAUGAAUUGCCGGAGUUAAAAGUCAACUUGGUGACUACUCUGGCAACCAAUCAAAAACCGUUGGACGUUUUCACCGAUGUGAGCUGUUUCCGAAGGCUGCAACGAAUUAUCGCCUGGGUGUUGAGGUAUCUGAACAACCGCCGCAAGCCGAAAGAGGAACGUGUGUUGCAUCCGCAUUUGACUAUCGACGAGCUUCGAAAUUCCAUGUUGGUCAUCGUUCGUGUCAUUCAACGUUUGGAAUUUGACGAAGAAAUCAAACGAGUCCAAAAAGGUGUCCCGUGUAAACGAUUAGCAGCUCUCAAUCCCAUCCUAUCCGACGGUCUUCUUCGAGUUGGUGGUCGACUGAGACAUUCCAACUUGCCCGACGAAUCAAAGCAUCAGCUCAUCCUACCAAACAACAAUCCGAUCACAAAGCUACUGGUCCGAGCUUUGCACCUUGAGCUUCUCCAUGUCGGUCCGAGCGGGCUCAUCUCAGCGCUUAGACAACGUUUCUGGUUGCUUAACGCCCGUUCAACCGUUCGCAAUGUUACACGGCAAUGCAUCAAGUGUUUCCGUGUGAAUCCAACUAACGUCCAGCAACUGAUGGGUAAAUUGCCAAAGCAGCGUGUGGUGUUUUCCUCGCCGUUCAACAUCACCGGUGUCGAUUAUGCUGGUCCAAUCCAAGUGAAGCAAGGUAAAUAUCGUCCGAAGGUGGUCAAGGCUUACGUCUCGGUGUUCGUGUGCAUGGCCACAAAAGCAAUCCAUCAGGAAUUGGUGUCAGAUUUGACGACCGAUGCAUUCAUCGCUGCCCUAGAGAGGUUCAUCAGCCGCCGAGGAAUGGUUGCCGAAUUGCAUUCCGAUAAUGCAAAGGUGCCAGCAACGAACUCCAUCAAUUGUACCAGCAGUUCCAGGAGCAGCAACAAGCCAACAGAAUCGAGAGGUAUUGCCAGUCGAAAGAAAUCGCUUGGCAUUUCAUCCCGCCAAAUGCUCCCGAGUUUGGUGGCCUUUGGGAGGCCGCUGUAA